AUGACUGAACCCGAAGAAAAAAAUGCUGAUGGCGAAAAGGAGAAAAAAGUUAAACUCCCGGACGAGGGGGGGGAGGAUGAACAAGGGGAAGGUGAAGCGGGCCGAAAAAAAAUGAAAAGGUUCCAGCUGCCCAAUUUACCGCGAUGGUGGCAGGCGAAAAUCAUACAAUACGCCUUCGCGCAUCCACAUGUCCGGGCACGCCUGGAAAAACAUAUGGGUUCGAACCUUGUGAAGCUGACGGAUAAAUCUUACAUGACAGAACUGGAAGAGCGAAUCCGUGCAGUCAAUGAAGAAGGUCUCAACAAGAGAAUCUCUGCGAGAGUCCGGUAUCGUCUUACGUCUGGUUUGCUGAACCUUGGUCACUAUAUUUGGCAAACUGGCGACGCAACUGUCGAAGAGCUCUACGCACUCGCAGAUAAGAUCAUUGGAACGAAACGUCUGUAG
Molecule: messenger RNA, 444 nt
Organism: Arctia plantaginis
Lineage: Eukaryota; Metazoa; Arthropoda; Insecta; Lepidoptera; Erebidae
Source: the annotation of a GenBank genome assembly